Molecule: messenger RNA, 1244 nt
Organism: Paramisgurnus dabryanus
Lineage: Eukaryota; Metazoa; Chordata; Actinopteri; Cypriniformes; Cobitidae
Source: RefSeq, a predicted model, not a curated record
CUAGAAUUAUAUAUUCCACAUAUCAUCACAUUAUUUAUUUACGUUUGUUUGGAAGCACCACAAUGUCGCUUAUAUGAUGUUUAAAUAAUAUCUUUUUCGCACAUGCGCAAAAUGAAUCACGCAGGUGGACGUAUUCGACGGCACUCGGUCCCAUCGUUCUCAACUCAACUGCACUGAGAAUGACAAAGCCAAAAUUCAGACCUUGCCCUGCUUGCCAGGUCGAGAACCAGGCUAUCAGGAAGUGCUGCAGCGCCUGCUAUACAAACCUCCGCAAGACUAAAAAGAUGGAGGGCCUCAAAGACCGCCUGAAUAAUGCGUGGGGGCAGGGGGUCUGGAAAAACCGGAAUGCAUCACGAGUGGUGUCUUCUGCUCAAGUUGCAGUGCAGAAACUUGCUGCCUUGGGCUAUAUGCCCAUUUUAUUUAUGGGCAGAAAAAAAAAGAAUUCGUUGAUCGCCGAUAUAAAUUCUGGAAUACCACUCAAUGAGGAUACACAACCUUUUGUUGAUGCCAUGAAGAAGGCUUAUGAGUAUUUACUUAAAAAGCAAGGACCCCAGAUGCCUCCUUUACAUCCCCAGCCUGACCAGCAUAUCCAAACCCCAACCCAGCCUGACCAACAGAUCCAGCCCCAUCCUGACCAGCAGAUCCAAACCCAGCCUGACCAGCAGAUCCAGCCCCAUCCUGAGUCUGACCAGCAGAUCCAAACCCCAAUCCAGCCUGACCAGCAGAUUCCACACCAUUUUGACCAGCAGAUCCAGCACCAUUCUGCCCUGCAGAUUCAGACCCAUCCUGACCAGCAGAUCCAAACAACAACCCAGCCUGACCAACAGAUUCAGCACCAUUCCGACCAGCAGAUCCAGACCCAGACUGAAGCUCAACAGAUAGAUGAAGAUGUCAUCCUCAACCUCUAUUUUUUGCCCUCUCCAUCCCAUGUCCAGACUCACUCUGAAGCUCAACAUCUCCAGGUCCAGCCACAGCCCCAGCAAAUUCAGCCGCUGACUGCAAAACCAAACCCUCCAAAAAAUAAAAAAGGGUGCCGAAAAUGCAGCAGGCAAAAAGUGUGGCAAUACGACACUAUCGUUGACGAAAGAAUGACAGGGGAUAAGGCUGAAGUAAAAGUGCGCUGGUUGCCUUGUUCUCAGUGUGGCAAGGCCUGGGAGGACACAUGGGAGCCAGCCAGCCAGUUCCCUUCCUGAGCUUAGCACAGGACUCCUACAGCAGUGACCUGCAGUUCAAAUGAAUAUUUC